UGUCAUGUUUGACGUUACGUGAAUACGUCAUUGUUAUGAGAAUAUAGCACGAUAUUUAAUUUAGAAUUUAGUUAAGACCCUUGCAUAAAAAUCCAUGAUAAACCUUAAAAAUUAGUCACUACUCAAUCGGCGAUACUUCAACAAACGGAAAAAUGUCUCAAUUCAAAACCAGUAGUUCCGAAAGAACCAGUAUUCAUGAUAUGUUGAAAGAUAUUCCGCCCAAUGAAACCAAAGGGCUGUCGACUUGUAAAAGCUCACCUGCCAUCCUAACUCCAACCACACCUGUACAAAAUGAUGAUGCUACCGUUUUAAAAACAUCCUCUAGGAUAGAAAACCUGAAAAAUUGGUCUAUAUCCACUUAUAAAUGCACCAAACAAUUAAUGUUUGAAAAGUUAGGGAAAUCUUCACGAACUGUUGAUGCAGAAUUAGAAUCUCAAAUAGAGCAACUUCGCGAUACUCAACGUAAAUAUUUAAAUAUAUUACGUUUGGCAAGAAGUUUAACAAGCCAUUUUUACCACGUCGUCCAAACGCAACAUGCUCUUGGCGAAGCAUUUUCUGAGUUAGCUCAAAAAUCCCCGGAACUCCAAGAAGAGUUCCUUUACAACUCAGAGACGCAACGUAAUUUGACAAAAAAUGGGGAGACUUUGCUUGGGGCGCUUAACUUUUUCACCUCAUCCGUGAAUACGUUAUGCAAUAAAACGAUCGAGGAUACACUGCAAAGUGUAAGACAGUACGAAGCCGCGCGGAUAGAGUACGACGCAUAUCGAAGCGAUCUCGAAUGUCUUUCCAAUAAACCGGACGCUCCCAUGGGGUUGGAGGAUGCACAACAUGAAUACGAGGUUCAUAGACAACAUUUUAUGAAGCUACGAGCGGAAGUUGCUAUUAAAAUGAAGUUUUUAGAUGAGAAUAGGAUUAAAGUGAUGCAUAAACAAUUGUUAUUGUUUCAUAAUGCGGUGUCUGCCUAUUUUUCUGGUAAUCAAACUGCCUUAGAAGCAACACUAAAGCAGUUCAACAUAAAAAUUAAAACACCAAACUCCGCGUUUCCGUCAUGGUUGGAACAGUAGCGCCAUAAGUGUUUGGACUGCGACGCGGAGUAACUUAUUAUUCCACAUUUCCAUUCUAGUCGAAACUUGUUUCUUGCAUUAUUAAUUAAUCGUACUUAAUUAUAUUUUUGUAUAUAUUAAUUUUGUAUUACGAACCAAUUUGUAUUUGAGGGAACCUUUGGUUUUGCUUUAUUAUUAAUUCCUUUUUUAAUUAAUUUAUUAAUUAAUUAAUUUAAUUCUAAAAGAAUUGAUUGGUUGUAUUUUUGUAUUGAAUCUCGACAUUUUUAGCAUUUUAGUGUUAUUUAAAUGAGGCGUAUUCGUAAAAAAAAAAAAAA
Molecule: messenger RNA, 1378 nt
Organism: Onthophagus taurus
Lineage: Eukaryota; Metazoa; Arthropoda; Insecta; Coleoptera; Scarabaeidae
Gene: Arfip
Product: ADP ribosylation factor interacting protein arfaptin
Biological process (GO): intracellular protein transport; regulation of Arp2/3 complex-mediated actin nucleation
Cellular component (GO): trans-Golgi network membrane
Molecular function (GO): phospholipid binding; protein domain specific binding
Source: RefSeq, a predicted model, not a curated record